AUGAGCGCUUUCUUCCCUGUCAUCUCGUCGCUGAACCCGGCCGCGCCGUCUGUCGCCGCCCCCAAGGCCCGCCCGGCCUCGGUCCUCGCCACCUCGGCCGCCAAGUGGGACGCUCGCCUCUCGCACGACCCCAUCCACGACAACGCCUACUACGGCAAGUGCAUGAUCGGAGGCAUCCUCUCGUGCGGCCUCACGCACACGGGCAUCACCCCGCUGGAUGUAGUCAAGUGUAACAUGCAGGUGAACCCGGCCAAGUACAACGGCCUGCUGCCUGGCCUCAAGACCAUCGCUUCGGAGGAGGGUGCUGGCGCUUUGUUCAAGGGCUGGGCCCCCACGGCCAUCGGCUACUCUGCCCAGGGCAUGUGCAAGUUCGGCUUCUACGAGUUCUUCAAGGACUUCUACAGCUCCAUGGCCGGAGAGGAGAAUGCUUACAAGUACCGUGGCGCCAUCUACCUGGCUGGCUCCGCAUCGGCUGAGUUCUUCGCCGACAUGGCCCUCUGCCCCAUGGAGAUGGUUAAGGUGAAGGUGCAGACCUCCCCCGCUGGCACGUUCCCCGUGGAGCUGGGCCCCGCUGUGGCUGCCAUGAAGGCCAACUCGGCCGAGACUCGCUUCCCGUUCGGCUCGCUUGUCCCGCUGUGGUCGCGUCAGAUCCCGUACACGAUGGCCAAGUUCUUCUUCUUCGAGAAGGUUGUGGAGGCCUUCUACACGUACGUGUUCACGGAGCCGAAGAGCUCGUACCCCAAGAGCACGCAGCUCGGCAUCACCUUCGCCUCGGGUUACCUGGCCGGUGUCAUCUGUGCCAUUGUUUCGCACCCGGCUGAUUCCGUUGUGUCGCUCAUGGGCAAGGCCGAGAACAAGGGCAAGGGCUUCGGCCAGAUCGCCAGCGAGACCGGUCUGGUCAACCUGGCCACCAAGGGUCUGGGUACGCGUAUCAUUAUGAUCGGUACGCUGACGGGUGCUCAGUGGUGGAUCUACGAUACGUUCAAGACGGUCAUGGGCAUGGGCACGAGCGGUGGAGCUGCCCCCAAGAAGCACUAA
Molecule: messenger RNA, 1038 nt
Organism: Phytophthora nicotianae INRA-310
Lineage: Eukaryota; Oomycota; Peronosporomycetes; Peronosporales; Peronosporaceae
Exons: 1
Coding region: 1-1038 (345 amino acids)
Biological process (GO): mitochondrial phosphate ion transmembrane transport
Cellular component (GO): mitochondrial inner membrane
Molecular function (GO): phosphate transmembrane transporter activity
Source: RefSeq, a predicted model, not a curated record